Callorhinchus milii (elephant shark) is the source of this 1516-nucleotide messenger RNA. RefSeq names its product desert hedgehog signaling molecule (gene dhh). Bases 61 to 1290 code for a protein of 409 amino acids. The transcript has 3 exons. Gene Ontology annotation, biological process: cell-cell signaling; protein autoprocessing; cell fate specification. NCBI's taxonomy places the organism in Eukaryota, Metazoa, Chordata, Chondrichthyes, Chimaeriformes, Callorhinchidae. The record is from RefSeq and is a predicted model, not a curated record. Gene Ontology annotation, molecular function: patched binding; calcium ion binding.
AAGGGAGAGGGAUAGAGGGAGAGAGAGAGAGCUGUGCAUGCAGCUUGGAGGCGAAAAGAGAUGCGCCUUUGCUUGCAAUUAGCUCUGUAUUGCUGCUGCUAUCUGCUUGUCCCGGGUGAGACCUGUGGACCCGGGCGAGGCUAUGGGAGAAGGAAGCAGCCCAGGAAGGUCAGCCCUCUCCUGUACAAGCAGUUCGCCCCCAACGUGGCCGAGAAGACCCUGGGAGCCAGCGGCAAGUCGGAGGGGAAGGUCGCCCGAGACUCGGAUCGGUUCAGGCAUCUGACCCCCAAUUACAACCCGGACAUCAUCUUCAAGGAUGAGGAGGACACGGGAGCAGAUCGCUUGAUGACCCAGCGAUGCAAGGAUAAGGUGAACUCGCUGGCCAUCUCGGUGAUGAAUCAGUGGCCCGGGGUGAAGCUGAGGGUGACCGAAGGCUGGGAUGAGGACGGCCAUCACUCCAAGGAGUCCCUGCACUACGAGGGCCGAGCCGUGGACAUCACCACAUCCGACCGGGACCGUACCAAGUACGGCAUGUUGGCCCGGCUGGCCGUGGAGGCGGGCUUCGACUGGGUCUACUACGAAUCCAAAGCUCACAUCCACUGCUCGGUGAAAUCAGAUAACUCGCUGGCGACCAAGACCGGAGGCUGUUUCCCCUCGCAGGCCCGGGUGACGCUGGAGAACGGGGAGUCGAGGGCCGUGUCCGAGCUGCGCCCUGGGGAGAACGUCCUGACGGUGGACGUCGACGGCCGGCUGGUGCCCAGUCAGGUCCUCCUCUUCCUGGACGUGGAGAGGCGCUCGAGGACCCGGUUCACCGUACUGGAGACCGAGGAGCCGCCGAGCCGGCUGGCCCUGACCGCCGACCACCUGGUCUUCGUCUCCGACAACCGGACGCAGGACACGGCCGGCUUCCGGCCCGUUUUCGCCGGCCGAGCGCGGACGGGACAGUUCGUGCUGGUGAGGGACGCGCCGGCCGGCCGCCUGCGCCCGGCUCGCAUCAGGUCAGCCUUCUCGGAGGAAGGCUCGGGCGUGUACGCGCCGCUGACCGCUCACGGCACGCUGCUGGUCAACGGCGUGUGGGCGUCCUGCUACGCCGUGAUAGACAACCACCGCUGGGCCCACCUGGCCUUCGCGCCGCUCAGACUCUUCCACUCAUUGACUCCUCUGCUGCCGUCCGUCCAGGCCAGGCACGGCAACGGCACCCAGCAGCCCAGCGGGAUCCACUGGUACGCCAAGCUCCUCUACAGGCUGGGAGAGAGAGUGUUGGACGGAAAGACCUUCGGCUCUUUGUGAGGAGCAUCGAGGAGGGUUUGGGGGGUGGGGGGAAGCUGGCGUGUCUGGCAGAGCGGCUGCGGUUUGGAGGGAGACUUGGUGCAUCUGUGAUGGACACUUGUCUUGGGCCCGAUCUCAUUGCCCUUCAGUGUUAAAUGGACUUCUGUGUGGGGGAGAAAUUCGGUCGGGGCUCCACAUCUAAACUCUUAUUGAUGCGGCGUUUUAGAAAGAGAGAGAGAGAAAGAAA